Molecule: messenger RNA, 33647 nt
Organism: Porites lobata
Lineage: Eukaryota; Metazoa; Cnidaria; Anthozoa; Scleractinia; Poritidae
Source: the annotation of a GenBank genome assembly
GUGGGUUUGCAAGAGCUGUGGUCGUUGUGAUGAAGUUGGAAAUGGCGUCGGACAAGUUGUGGCAGCGCGGUUUUGACGAAUGUGGCAAACGCCGGAAACUUCUGGAAUAAUUUCGCGUUACGAGUUAUCGAUGAUGAAACGAGAAAGGUAGGUUUAUUAAUUACGUAAAAUUUGGGCUAUUUAGGAUUAAUAUCCUUACUCUUCUAAAGGUCUGCAUUCUGCACAGAUGAAGUUGCGAAUACAUCUCGCCAAACUGUGGUACGCAAACGUAUCCAAGUGGUCAGGCUAAUUGCGGGUUGUUAUGUUUUCAGCGCAAUUAUUAGAUAUCUAUGGAAGGUUUCGAGAAAUCUGUAAAAGAUGAAUAUUACUUUUGUGUAUUACUGCACCGACUGUUUUGCUUGAUUGCAUGAGAUGUGCUCCUGAUUUCCUUCACGCAAAACUCCUAGUUUCCGGACGAAACCUUACGGAAAGGUCGUCUUUCAUAACACGCUGGAAGGCGAUAACACCGGUAGAAGAACUUUUCCUGCAACUUUUAACUCAUUCGUCAGAUUAUCUUUCCUGUCUAUAUAACGAACAACUUCAUGCUUCAAAUUCUAUUGUAAUUUGUAGGAGCAAUGCAUCUAUUUUGGCUCGAAUUGAAUAGCUGAUUCAGUCUAUUCAAAUUGGAAGGUCAAAUUAUUUAUUUGAUCGCGUGUGAUUCAUUCAUCAAGGCGGUCGAUUCGGUUAAUAAAAAUUUUUAAAGAUAAGUGAUAUUGGCGUGUUUUCUUUCAAACCAAAAUUAAAUGUUGGCUUAUAUCAAUGAUGAGAUUCCUUUAAGAUUUCUAUAACUUUUGAUUCAAAAUUAUUUCGAUAAAAGCGUAUUGUUCAGUUUGAUUAAGGAAUUUUCCCCAGGAAACUGCUUCAGUUUACUCAUUGUUAUUUUUUUCUAGAAUGCGGACUAAAGCUGACCCUAAGUUCGUUAAGUACGAUUGUCGUCUUUGCGGCUUUAAACACGUUAUAUUGAGGAAGAAGUGUGGCUUUGAAAGCGUAAAAUACCACUUAUUUUAGUACUACUCAGUCAAUACCAACAAUGUAAAUAUUUUCAGGAUAAUCCAUAAGGUAAUGCCAUUCAUUUGGGCCACUGAACUGUUUGAUGAGUCGAAUUACGACCAUUUCGGAGAUACAAGUGUAUAUAUAUCACAGAUAUAUGCUUAAAUAGUCUGUUACAACCUGCUUACUAUAUCUUUUGGAGCUCAAGUGCACAAAUUCAUUCUGACGAGUAUAUAAAUUGUACAGUUCAGUCACUUUCAGGUAAGCUCAACGAAGUUAUUUUUUAAUUUGUUGGUUAGAUAAAUUUAGUUUAAGUAGUUGAUUACAAGAGCAAAUUAUCUGAAUUGUGUAGUGGCCAUGUGCAACAAAAUGAUAAUGAUAAAAGAAAUCAUGUCCCUGAUACAUUUAGUUCACCAAAGUAAUAUUGGUUUUUAUUCAAUACUGCACCUGUACAGAUCUGCUGUCUUGUUUUUCACUUCCUUUAAUAAACGAGUUAUUAAUUUCUUGAACCCCAAAGUGAAUGUAAUUAAAACUGGCUUCUUGUCCCUUAGAUUAAAACACUGUAGCUUUUACAGUAUGUUACAUGAUGUAGUCCUUGAGUUUUCGAACUUUCUGAACAUUUGAAGCAACACCAACCAAACUGAACACAGAAAUUUCCAUGCUUCCUGCCCAUACUUGAUACCUGUUUGUAAUUCGUUAGGAUAUAUGCCCCUCAUGUCGUUACAUUAUUGUGCAUGUUGUAACUGAGUCUUCUUUUUGCUUUCUUCUAACCCAUUGGACUGUAUGUACAUAAUUAUCGUGGACCAUGGGCGAGUGCCUCUUUGAGCACUUGGCAGGCAUUUUGUUUCUUUAUUGGCAUUUAUUCAACAACUGAUCACUUUGAUUGAGUGCACUAGUAUUGGUACAUUGUUUUGUUUCAUUGAUUGACAAUAAUUUACUGUAGGUCCUUUUUCUUCAAUACUGUUCAAUAAAAGUUUUUGAAACAUACUUUGUUUCUGUCAAGCAGGCUGGAAAAGUUCCUCUUUGUGUGUGAUAAAAAAUGAUGUCCCUAUAGAUGUAAAAAGAGCCUUUUAUGAGUAUUGUCCUUACCCCCUCACAAAGGUUUACAAUAAUUAAUUAAUAAUUUUCAAUAAUUAUUAGGUAACCAAAAAAUAGUUUGGGUUAUUGUUUUAUUGACUAUUUAACUAAGAACAAAGUUGGUCUUUGUGAAAUUAUUUUCUGUGAUUUUACCAGAUGCAAUUAUGUCUUUUGCAUUCAAUUCAGAACAAGUGCUGUAUAGUGAAACCUGGUUAAUAUGGACACCAAGGGGACGUGCCAUGGUGUCCCUAUUAUCCUGGUGUCUGUACUAAGCAGGUUUGAUUUUAGAGAAAAUCAUAUUUUCUCUAAAAAUAACCCGCUUAUAUCAGAUAUCAGUCUUUUCAGUUUUGGGACAAAGGAAACUUUCAGUAUUAUAUGCAGGUGUCCGUAGUGUCCAUGAAGCGGGCUUCCACUGUAUCUCUAUAGUUACAAUGUAACACACUUGUCAUCAGUAUAGAUAAUUGUAGGUUUAUUAUUUUUGAUCUCAUAACAAGGCCUCAAAUGUUCAGUUUAUACAUUGCUUACUGCUAUAUAAUGUAUGUGUUACAGUUAAAUUUAAUUUCAUGUUGAUUUUGACUUAACCUAGGUUGAUUCUAAAUUUCAUUUGUCUCCAAGCCCUAAGAGACAAAGGAAAUUGAGAAUCAACCUAGGUGAAAAACAUUUUAACCUGAAAUCAGAUUUGACCUGUUACAUUAUAUAGUUAUGUUAAAUGCUAAAGCCAUCCGUAAAAGUCCAUGUCUUGUUUCAAUGUUUAAACCUCAUUGUCUUGUUAAUUUUCUUUACAGAGCUAAUCACUUGACGGUGUUCAAAGCAAGUAGUGUGAUUAUAUGUGAUGAAUAGGAAAUUAUAAAGGUUAAAACGCUGCGAACAAGUGAUCUUAUAAUGAAGGACAAUCCUGUAGUGCAGUAUAAUGGUGGUAAUGAUGACGAAGAAGAGGAAAGCACCGUGGAGGUGCUUGUUUCUAUACCAGACAGAAGAGUCAAGGUAAAAGUAGCUGAUGAAGAAAAAAAAGCAAACAUGUACUAAACUCUCCAAGCAAUGAAACUGGUUCACUCCCCAAAUGUUCAGUAGUUACGGACGGUGCUAUCCACCCAGGCCUGCAUGUACAUGUAGUUGUUCAAAAGAUGGAUAAAGCUAUCCAUUAGAUAAAUCUGGUUCCACAAUAGGUUUCCUCAAUACGUAUAUGCUGGAUAGUAAUGGUGGAUAGUGCUAUCUAACAUUUGAAAUGACUGAGGUGCUGGGUCACCCUCAGAUUGUUUGAUCCAGUGGCACCUAUCUAACCCUGGUUAUUAGUACCUGUGAAGCAGCACCGAUAUCUUAGUUCUGGGCCCCCAACAAAUUACUGGAAAUGUGUUUUGAAUUUCCCUUCAAUUGGACUGGCAAAACAACUACAGUGAAACCUCUAUUAAGCGGACACCUUUGGGACUUUCCCAAGUGUCUGCUUCACAGAGGGUGUCGUCUUAAUAGGGGUUGUAAAAAUUGCACAAUGUUUGUUAUCAAUCAACAUUCAACAGUUACUCUGUACUGUGAUAAAGUUGCAUGUUGCAUGACUACCGCACAGGUUGUCGAAACGUCACUGUCAACACAGGUGGGGACCCAGAACAAGGAAUUUGGUGCUGUUUCACAGAUGGACUUAGCCCAGAAGUUUUAAGUUCUGUCUGUGACGCUGGCCACACCAAUCAUGUGGAUUGUAUAGUUGUUUACAUGUACCAAGUGCAAUUAUUGUUCUUGCACAAGUCAUCUACACUGUAAGAUAAUAUUGAUUAUUAUGAUGAUUACAGAGAAGCUUAUUUUGCAGAUGAUGAUUUCCCCAAGAGGACUUGCUUUAAAAAUAAUUUAAAUGGUUUCUUUGCCUUGUCUUCUCGGUGUCUUAUUUCAGUUUAUGUAUUGUGUCAAAUUUUUAGAAAUUGUAUCAUUUUGAUAAACAAGACAAACUUUGGACUGCUAAACUGCUUGUGAUUAGUGAGUUAAUGAAGGUAAGAAGAUGUAGCCUUAUUGAUGGUAUUAUUUUAUAAAAUGUCUUUAUGUCUAGUUAGUACAGUACAGUAAUUAAAAUGAAAUGAACUGCAUGCAAUGGAACAUGGUGCUCUUUUUUACUUGUUACUGUUACAGCCAAAUCUGGUUUGGCAGACACCUUGCUACACUGUAUCUCAGACAUCCUGCUAAGAUAAACAACAGCUAAAAUCACUGGCAUUUGACUGAAACCAUUUCCUGCUAAUGGGACUUCAUUAAUAAAGGACUUACCGUAUCAAACCUUUUUUCUGGUCUCAACAUCACAGUUUUAAUCUGUACAUUAACAUGUAUCUUGGAGUUUGUUUUUUUCUUUAUUUCCCGUAAUUUUUUUCUUUUUCCUGGGUAUGGUAAUGUACAGUGUACGCCAAUGACUUUUAAAAAGCAUUUGAAAUUCAUGUUAAUAUUAUUAACUGCAACAUGUAGUCUAUGAUUUAAGUACAGGCUGUAGUGAGGUAAUGAUCAUGCCUGACCUACAAUUCACAUGCAUUAACUAGUAAAGAGACAUUUUAGUCUUUGCACUUGAGCAGGCAAGAUAUUGAGUAUAACUGGUUGUGUCUCAGGGUGCUAAAGAUGGUUUGAAUUAUGCAUUCUAUGAUCCACCCUACAAUGGUAAGUCUGGCAAAUUUCUUGAGGAGGAGAGGCUUUUCAUUGACUACCCACUUAACGGAUCUCCACCAAUUCUUGAGGUUAGUGGCAGGCUUUGAUAAUUUUUUACAAGCUUGAUACGUAGAGGAUAUUACAUAGCUACACGGGGAUAAAAAAUAAACACCAAUGAAAUACCAAACCAUUUCACUUUAAUAGUUUUUUGGUGUGAAAGGCGUGAUUUAUUAUGUAGCCAUAGCAACGGUGAUAUUUUCACAUGUGAAUAUAUCAAGUUUUUGCGUGAAAGCUCACCUGGUAUUUCAUUGGCGUUUAUAUGAUAAAUUAUUUUAUUAUCUUUAUUGAAUAGGACAUUUCUGAGUUCCAAAACUCUCACCUUAAAAAUGAGGCUAAGUGCAAACCCUUUUUUUUUUUUUGUGAAAAUGAGUUUUUUUGCAUGGGAAUAAAAAAUCAUUUUCAUAUCAGUGGUUCACACACUUAGCCUGGCUUUGAAACAGAAGCUUGUGGCAACUUGGAAGUGGCCUUUGGCUAUUGAUUUCUGCAAACCAUUGUUGUAUAUCUUGCCUGAAUAGAAUAGGUCAUGCAUAUUACACAGUACCUGUAAAUUUAUAUUUGCUUUUAAGAAAUGAUAUUCUUUAAGGGUCCAUUCUGGUUUGUAUGGUGUAAUUUUAGCUAUCAAAUCUGUUUAAUUUUGUUGCCAUGGGGAUUUUUGCUGUUUUCAAGGAAUUCUUUAGUUAAAAUCAAGGGCAAUCUGUUGCAUCUCAUCUAAGACAGUAGCAAAACUUUAAAGAAAGUACAUGCAAUUUAAUUUUUUAAUUUUUUUAUCUUUACAUUUUUUUUAUCUUUAGUUUUAUCUUAGUUUGCACUAAUGACAAGUUUUUAUAAUUAUUUUGAGAUAAUGUCUAUAUAAGUGAGUUAACUAAGAAUAAAAGAGGACUUUUAUGUUCAUUGCUAUUGCAUUGUCAGUUUAAGCGCAAAGGAAGAAUCUACCGUUCUAUGGGUUAUGAUCCAAAGACUUUGCAGAAAGUCAAUUCAAAGGUGAGUUAACGAAAAAGCUGCUAUCAUUUUAGCAGUAGUCGUGCUAUACAAAAAAAAGCUAUUUUUCAGUUGUACAGCUCUCUAACUUAACCCAUGCUUGGUGUUGAUAUAUACAGGGACAAAUUAAAACUUUUUAUUUCGUAAAAGUACAUGUAAACUUGUCUGUUAAAAAUAAGUUACUCAUUGGUGUUCUACUGAAUUGUUGAUGUAUGAGUCCUAGUCAAUACCUUAGUGCCACAGUCAGUUAUUUAUUAACCCGUGAUCAAGAAUUCCUUGAUCACCUCGUGGUUUUUUUAUGAGGAGACGAAGGUGACAAAAUCUAUCUAGUUGCAUCGGAAGUCAGAUAUGUUGCUUGACCAAUCAGUGCAGGGCUCCGAAGGAUCUUUUUUUUCGGACCAAUUAGACAAAAGUGCAGGACUAUGGGCAGACCACGCGUAAGGUGUCCUUUUCCCGUCGUCUCCCAAGGUAAAAGGGACGAAGGCCACCUGAUUGCAGGUUAUUUAUUUAUUAUUAUGAUUAUGAUUAUGAUUAUUAUUAUUAUCAUCAGCAUGCAACGUGCAAAGAAAGUACUGUCCGAUAGCCUGGGGCUAGAGGAUUUUUCUGUCGGGCUAAUGACUUUUGUUCUUAGCUUGCCCGAUGGGCAAGUGAAGUUUUUUGAGAAUUCAAAUCACAGAAGGACCGUGUAUUCAAACCACCUCAUCAAAGAGCUUUUAGGGCUAGUUAAAGUGAUGUUUGGGCUAGUACAUGCUACAUGUAGCUACAGCUAGCCCGAAUGGCAAGCUGUAAAACUGACUGUCUUUGCACCCUGGUUAUUAUUAUUAUUUACCACUAAUUGUGUGAAAUUUGUCAUUUUUUUUUUUCAGGCAAAACAGAAAAAGUUUAUUGAGCUGGUUUCUGGCAAUGCAAUCAAUCGGGUUGUUGAAAUGACAGAAGAAGGGAUUGACCCCAACUUUCAGGACGAAAAAACAGGAGGUAAAAAUUAUACACCUGUAGGCACAUUUUAAUAAUUCUGCCAAACCUCCUGUAAUUGUCACCCUUCCUCAUUCCAACCUACCCCACCCCCUCCCCCUAAAAAAGGAAAAAGAAGAAAACAGCAGUAUAAACAAUACAGCAACAAACUGUAACAAGAGUAGUUGGAGGAAGUGCUCUCAUUUGGCAGGCUCAAUCUGCAGUGUCGUUAAAACUGGAAAAAUUGAUUUUGUUAUUUUAAUUAGAAUGGAUGUUUCAUGUACAUGUACAGUACAGAGGUGUUGUGACGAAAGGUGGUCCUAUGAAAAAUUUUAGUUCAUGCACUGAGUCUGUAGAGGCAAAGAAUAAAGAAUGGAUGGUUCUUGGAUGUUACAAUUUAUAUUAUGAGCUGGUGAAACAUUGCUAUCAUGCAGUAAAUUAUUAUUUUAAUACCCUGGCUGUGUUAUAGUAGCAUACAACAUGCUUUUGUUAAGCAUACAGUACAUUUAGUUGAAUUAAAAGAGUUUCUGUAUUUUAACAUCAUUUAUCUGCUUGACCUGUAGAAACUCCUUUGUCAGUAGCUGCAAGCAAGCAAGAUUCUCGCGUAAUGAUAACCACACUAGUGAGUGGUGGAGCUCAGCUCGACUACAGGACAAGGGAGGGACUAACACCACUACACAAAGCUGCUGUCUGUGGUCAAGCUAACUCUGUUAAGGUAACUUGUCUUAGGAUGCAAAUAGAGUACAAUAGAAGCAGUGCUUGGAAUAAAGCCCUAGCUGACUUAUGAUCAGUUGCUAGAUUCUCCUUUCAAUUUGACUUGUAUAAUGCUUGUGAAUCAAAGAGAGAAUUAAUUUAGUACUAAAUCAGGAGUCACUUAGGGCCUUAGUAUCAGGCCUCUUGAUGAAAAGGUGGCUUUGAAAACAAUAAAAAGAUACGUAUUGUAAAACCUUAAACAGUGAUCAAUUUUUUCCAUGUGUUGCUCUCAAAAAUGAACAGGUCAGAGCUGUUUCCGCCUAGAUGUACAUGUACACUCUUUACAAUCAUGUAACAGAGUGCAUUAAAUUGUACCUAAUGUACACUGUAAGUGCAUCUAAAUUUCUAGAAUUUGCAACCAAUUUGUAAAAAAAUUAGUCACCACCUGUUUACUCUGAGAUAGAUUUAGCGUCAUUUAGGAUAAAAAAUAUAUAACUAUAUUCUGGAGGGUCUAACCCUUAAAAAAACAUACAGUGUGUAGUAGAAUUUGAUUUUCUAUUGGCAGUUAUAAAACCAGGCGACCACAUGUUACUUCAAUUCCUAGAAUUGGCUAGACAAGUAUAUUUAAAGGUCAAUUUCAGGGCUGGGAAUGUAUGUGCAAGGUCUUACAUGUACAUCAGUGGAUCACCUGACCCUUAGCUAUUAUGAACAUUGUACUUUAUGGCAUAUUUGUGCCACUAAAUCAGAGUCUGAUUAAACCUUAAAGCUAGAGAAAAUAUUCCUCAACCCCUUACAUGUACAUGUACAUCAAAGUGCUUAAAAUUAUUUCUAGGAUGCUCACAUAUCAUUGUGUCAUUUAAACUUUGUAGAUACUGUUGGACUUUGGAGCAUCACCAAACUACAAAGAUUCAAGGGUAAAGAUACAUAGAGUGCUUCUACCCGUUUUUAGUUUAUUGAUUAUUUUUACUGAUUAAGGAAGUGUUUUUUUUGCUUCAUAUUAGCUUUUAGGUUGUGCAUCAUACAUUCAACUAAUUGUUACACAUCCUAUUUCUGCCCAUUUUGGAAGUUCUACACCUGCACAUGGUCAUUUGUAAAGCGAAAUAAAAGCUUAUUUGAUUUUCGCUUUCAUUUGUUUUAGGGGCUUACUCCAUUGUUUCAUACAGUACUGAAUGGUGGAGAUCCAUACUGUUGUGAGAUUCUGCUAAAUGACCAUUCUGAAGUGCAUAUCGCAGAUCACCAGGGCAUGCAGGAGAUACACUUGGUAAUAAUCUUUAAAAUAUUUUUGCUGUGAACUGCUUGUUGACAAUAGGGCACCUGUACUUCUAAUUUUUAUAAUCAUUUUAAUUUUAUCUUUCUGACUUUCCAAUAUGAACAAAUAAACAAACAAACAAGUGGAAGACAGCAAAGGCAACUGCCACCACCAUCACCACCAUCACUUCUAAGUUCCAAAGAGAUUAAAAAUUAUUUCAGAACUAGUUGAGUAGAAGUUGACGACGUCAAUAAGUAGAAGGUCUCUGAAGAUACUUGUAGGUACUGCCAGCUACAUGUACACUACAUGUACACUACGUGUAUACAUGUAUUAGUAGAGAUGCAUAACCACUACUGAGUUGGUUCUGUUGUAGAAUUUUGUUUUUAACGUUUGAAAAUAACAUAAUAAGUCACCUAAAAUAGAAAAUAUAUCCCCUACUUGUGUGCACUGUAGAUAAUUAUUGAUCUUGUUAUUGAUCUUGUGUUAAUACUACUAUCCUUAAGGAGGCAGUUGUUCAAAAGGCCAAUAGUGCUAUCCACUGGGUAAAUCUUUAUCCAGAGGAGAAUGCAAUUUAUUAAUUUUUUGUCCUAAUACUUAUCCACUGGAUAGUGAUUUAUCUGGUCCUAGUUGUUCAAAAGCUGGAUAGCACUACCCAGUGGGAAAAUCACUAUCAGGCGGAUAAGAAUUUGGGAAGUUAUUGCAUUAUCCACUGGGUAGAGAUUUAUCCAGUGGAUAGAGGUGGAUAGCGCCAUACACGUUGUGAACAACUAAGGCGUGGUGGAUAGGCUACAGUGCCAUUCCCUUUUUUUAACUUCUGGGCCAAGUAAAUUUGCAAUGUUUUGAUUUUCUUGUACAGAACAAACUGUAGUGAACAUACACUAAUUUUUAUUAUUUCUGUAUUUUUUUUUGUCUACCAGGCAUGUAAGAAUGGCCUUGUUCAACACUUGGAGCACCUGUUGUUUUAUGGAGCAGAAAUCAAUGCACGCACAGCCUCAGGGAAUACAGCUUUACAUGUGGCUGCUCUGAAUAAUCAGGUAGGAUGGUACCAUAAUAGUAACUCUUAUAAAAAGGUUAUUGUUUGUGUUAAUUUAAAUGUCCCUCAUGAGCAGCAUGGUAAUCAGACCUGCUUUGACCCACCUUCACUAGAACUUACAAGUCCUACGUGCAGAUUAUAUGCAAUGCAGCAGAGACAAGGUCUUGUCUUGGUUUGUCUUGUUGCUUCUUUCCUACACAGUUGUGUGAUGUUUAGCUUUACAAUGAAACUGGAAGUGAGAUGUCUUGCUGUUCAAGCAAGUAGUUAUUGUUUUGGAACUCUAUAGCUGCACCAGAACCUAUGUUUCUUCCUGCUGCCUAAAGUCUGGUGCAGUUUCCUUGCUUCUGUUCACUAUUAUGAGAGAAACUCUAAAACUGGCCAUGGAAAAACCAAACUCACUAGAACGUGCUUUACGCGCCAAUAUUUCUUUUCUUGUCUUUUUUCUUUCCUUUUAGUUUUUAUCUCAACCAUCUCUUUUCAACUUGCCUUGUUGUUUAGAAGCGCAUUAGGUCUGAAAUUUGCUUGCAAUUUUACGAACAAACACAAACCUGUUCAACUCCCAUGUUAGUCCCGUGUUAACCAUCUACAUACAGCUAUCUCGAGGAAGGUUGUCGAAAAAAGUGUGCACCCGACAAUCCCGAACGGUAAUAUUGGAUGCGAUCAAUUCACUGUUCCUGACACUGUAGCUGGUUACUUUCCUUUAGCAUUCGCAAACAUAAUUUAUAUCCAAGGCCUCUGCUGCCAUUCUCUCAAAUUUCUUUGAAGAACGGUGAACUCAAAACCACCCACAAUACCAUUCGGGAUUGUCGCGUGCACUUUUUCCGACAAUCUUUCUCGAAGCUGUAUAAGUAUAUGAUUGUACUCCGCCCUUCACGGUUUAUUUUUGGAGUGACUACACAACAAUAAUUCAAUAGUUCCUUUGUAACCCUAACACAAACCGGAUCUUGAGUGACUUCUCUUUGUUGACAAGAAGGCUUAUGUCGAAACUGUCAAUCGUUAAAAAACAGGACCCUAGUUGUUUGUUGCCUUUUUUUUCUUCUUCCAGUUUUCCUUGUCAAAUGUGUAAUCAUGCGUUUUAAUACCAAGUUAUGUUUUAAGUAUUUACUAUUAUCAUUCUCAUUAUUCAUGUAAACAUUAUUCACAAGAGAAUGGUUCAUUGAUCGCGUCAUUCCAGUUCCGACUUAAAAAAUAUUGAAAGUUUACAGUCAGCAAUCGAUAUCACAUUGCGCUCGCCACGUGGUUUAAUACCAUGGAAAAUUAUUUGACUUACUGACUUACGAGACUGGUUAAAAUGCUUUGAAGAGCUGACAAGGUUUUUAACCGUUUUUAUCUUGUAAUCUAUUAGGACUAUUAGCUGAUUGGAAUUAAUUAACUUGCAUUUAAGACUACAAAUGAUAUUGUAGAUGCGAUUUUUAAAAAAAUAUCUACAGGUCGGCCAUUAGGUGUGAUUUCGAUGGGAGUUUAUUUUCAACUGAUAUGAAUUUUAAACACUUUUCUCUUCCAUUAGGAUGCGUGUGCUCGAGUAUUGCUGUUCAGGGGAGCGAAGAAGGACAUAUUAAACUACGCUAACCAGUCAGCUUACGAGGUAUGAAGAUCAUGGCGCUUUUCUUCGUCAACCUUUCUCAGGGUUUGAAUACAAUUCUUAUUCCCAGCGUAUUAACUUCAAAUUGUGUAAACAAGAAAGUUCUUCGCGUGAGCUUUCGUCCAGGUGCAAGAAAUUUGCGUGACUGUGUAAAAUUGAAUAGGACGGUUUUGUCUUAUAUUGGGUUGCGUUUGAAUUACACUGCAAGGCUGUCGUCGCAAUUGUUUUCAAUUCGUCUCUCCUAAAUCAAGACACCCCUGUCUUUUUCUUUAAACCAACUGUCACUGAUUUUAUUUCUAGUUGAAGAUUGGUGUUAGCUGGAUUUUCGUUUAAUCCAUUCGUUCGCAUGACAUUAAAUGCAAUACGCGAUUGAAAUUUUAAAUUCUUCCAUAAUUAUAAGAACAAGAUAAUUUACGUAUGCAUUGUCAGUUUACGAAACCUCAGAAGUGUUUUACUGGAAGUUACAGUGUUUGUGUCUUUCUUUUCCUUAGAGCAUUCGUUUUCAUAAUACGGGUUUUACGUUCCCUAGAGCUAUUUCUUGCCGUGGUUUACUAAUCAAAACAGUUUGGCGUCAUAAAAUCUAGUGAAUACAAACGUCAUCCCUGCUUGGUCGAACCACAGCGUGAGAUGGUUCUUUCCUUUUUCUUCCUUUCAACAUAAACGGGGGCUAAACUUCAGAAUAUCCGGCCACAACAUGCCUUAGCCUAUUGUGUUAUGCCUUUCUCUUAAAAGCAUUCCUAAACGUGGAGUGAUGUAUUAGAGUGAAACAAGUUCAAGCGCUAGUACUGUAAGUGUUAUGUGUUUGAGCACCGGCCAUGUCCACAUACUACUAAACAGCGAAAGCGUCGCUUGAAAAAUGUAGUCGCAUUCUUUCAAUCUUCAUUGCGAUUAUUUUUAGUCACAUACGUUGUCAAAAUAAUCUAGGCGAGCUCUCUUGGGGUUGAGUUAACAACUUAAAACUCCAGGAGAACCAUGCCCACGAAUCAUUCCCGAGUUCAGAGAGAGAAAGAAAAUUUUGUAGUUGCUUGUUUACGUCCUUCGUAAAACGUGACAUUAAGCAUUUUGACGUCGUAUUUGUGCAGUGACGGCAAAGAAAUUCACAAAAAAAAAAACGUGAUGCACUUGCGGUGAAAACUAUUGCUUUUUGGCGUUCUUGUAGACGUUACCCUCGUCGGGUCGUAAAGUCCCUUAUCUCUUCAUUCAUAAGGCUUGUCUACAUGCGCAAACUAUAUGCAUAAAGACAUAAGAAUUCUAGCUCUAACAGGUGUUUACUUGUGCUUCUGCAUUCUGCUGCCUCGUGGUUUAUUUCAAUUGACACCGCUUUGGACCAGACGAUUCAACAUCCACUUUCAUAAUUGCCAUUUGACUGUCGAGAGUUUGUCUACUUAUCAGAUACAAUUUGAAACUAUUCUAUCACCUACUCGAUAAAUAUUAUCUGGCAGCCGAUUUUCGGUAUUGUUCCGAUUUUUUUUUCACGGUCCACUAAAAUAUACUUGUACAGGUGUAAUAAUAAACUGCGCCGAUACUGUUGAGCAGACAGAUGGCGCCCACUUGAAGUUGAGGGAAAACUUUCCUGAUGCUAUGCUUUAUGCACAAGCCUAUGACAGUACAGUGGAACGAUUUUCUUUCCUCGUCCUUUUACUACUGUUUUCGUCCCGGUGUCAAACUGGUUGACCGGAGUGAUAUGACGCUCUUUAAAACGUACAAUCCCUGUAAUCAACAACGUGACUCCGGACACAUUACCCGUUUGGUCAGCCAUGAUGGAUUCAAAGCUGGCGCCAAAAUGCUUAAAAGUACAAAAUAGAUGCGCCUUCUAAUAUAACAACAACAUCUAAAUCUACGGUUAUGCAUGGCCAGGGUUGCCCAUCGCGCCGACAACAACAGAAUAAGUAAAUAGAUAAAUGAAUAAAUAUAUAAGAAUACAACAACAUGUUCCUAACAGUACACAUAAAAAGGUCUAAAGUCUCUGUCUUCCUGAUGUCUCACGUAAGUGCGUUCCAAUCUUUGAUUAAUCUCGGGAAGAACUGACUUUUCUCAUAGAUGUUGCUCGUGGAGACUGUAAUGGAAGCAUGUGAUCGAGUGUUCUAACCAUUGGCUGGUACAUUUAAGUGUAAUGGGAUUGGUAGCACAGCACUGCGUGUCAAUGACUCACAAAAGAGCUUCAGACGCCGGCACUUACGUCCUGCUUCUAAUGACCGCCUAGGUUUAUUUCCUUCAGGGUGUGUCUGAUGUUUACGUCAUAAGAGUCUUUACGGAUGGUCAAUCGCAUCGAUGACACUUCAUGUUAAAAGCCAUCUGCCACUUGUCGGCCCAAAGAUCGAGUUCACGAAGAUCCCCUUGGAGCUUGCGCACUAUCCACAAUUUUGUAUAGCAAACAAUUAUCAGUGGAGAGUCGGAUCUUGGAGAGCACAUUGUCAGGAAGAUGAGAGCGCCCAAGUGAGUACCUGGAGGAACCCGAGAUCUAACUUUCGCAAGUGCUGAGGCCACGCUGACGUUUCAGUACCACUCUCAUAUCCCCGACCUUAAGUUCCCACUGUGCCCCUUCAGUUUUGCGAGAAGACGUGGUGUAUUUACUGCGAUCCAUAAUCAGCACAUCAUCCACAUUCCGAACAUCAUCCCUCCAUUUAGAAAUAUCAUCAAGAACAGUGAUCAGCUGAAUCUCACAUGAUCGACCCUUUCUUAAACCAUGUUGGAACUCGACCAAGAUGUUGUGAAUCUCACAGUGCUGCCUAAGGUGCCUGAUGUCUAUACCUUUACAGCAAGUCGAGUUGAGCGAUACAGGUCGGGCCGCUAAAUUGCAGGAUUAUAAGGCCGAUCCCCUUUCCUGUGAACUUCUACUUUAUUUGCUGGACGCCGGUCUUGAGAGACUGCACCAAGAUCCAAGGAUACUGUGUAGAUAACUUGCAAGAUGGGUGCUAUUUCUCGUCGGUUGCCGCUUCCUUUAGCACUCUUAUUGGUAACAUAUCCGGGCCAUUUGUUUCGUUGGGAUUCAACUAGUUCAAUAGCUUUUACGCUCCUUAUGUUGAGAUAUUCUACGCUUAUACUUAUACAUUCGCGGUACGUGUAACUGUUCUUUUUAUGAAUGCCUGCAAGUAGUUUGAUACCGCGCGGUUGUUCUUAGUUCGUGUUUAAUGCCACUUAUGAAGAUGCGAAUGGCCGAAUCCGAGUCAGAAAUAGAACUGUUUGGGACAGAAGACAGUUUCUUAAAUAGACCCGUAAAUGUUAAGCCUCUUUUUGUAACACUGUGGUUUUGCCUAUUUUCCUGUCUUAAAGAAUGAGAAAUUGCUCUUUUACUUCGUUAAGGUCACUUGUCUGUGAAAUGAGGUUUUUUUUUUCCUACUUUUCGGUUCUAAGCGUUUUUACUGCUUCCGCCUACAAGUGAACAACUGUUAAAGUGCGGCGCAAAAACAACCAGUAUUUUGAAUUGUUUUAGGUAAACGAACAUUUCCACAUUGCUGGAUAUCAAGUUCGUUGAUAUGUGUAACGUUUUAGUGUGGAUCCUCCUAAGCGUGAACAAACUAGUUUAACGGACUCGUAUGGACGUAGCGCGAACGAGGAAACUUUGUGUGAAUGCGUUUCCCUUGUGGCUUGUGUAUUGGUACACGAGAACAAAAACGCCUAUGGCGCAUGUGGUUGCGUAUCGCUACACCUGCGCUUAUGAUCAGAGACAUAUGAUCCUGUAGAUUGUCGGUGUUUCCCGUCAUCCGGCAGUAUUUAUUCUUUGCCGAUUGCGACUUCAACUAAAACAUUUUCUACCUGCACUUUUAGUACGUGUAAAAUUCAUACUACUAAGCCGGCUAAAGGGGAGUACAAUCUGUAAAUCUAUAAUGGGUAACAAGAUUCUCUGCUCAAUGUUGACCGUAACUCUGAACAUUAUGUGUUUGAUCUUUCAGGUAGCCGCUGUGAGUGGUAACAAAGGACUUGCUGAAUUGAUCGCAAAUUUUACAGAGAGAGAUAUAGGUACGUUGAUGCUUCUGUGAGAAAGCAAAGUGAGCUCUUGAUGGUUUGGCCAUUGUGUAAAACAUUUUCUACGCGUUCAGUUAAAUUGUUCCUUUUCUGGGGUUGAUUUUGGUCGGGUAGCAUAGGAAUAUUUACUACUCGGCUCUUAAUUUACAACCAUUUUUAGCUGAGUUUAAGUGAAACUGGUGACAGUGGAGCAAUUAUUGCAGACCCUUCGCCGUCCUCUUUCGCUGAAAUAUUAGCUGAUUGUUACAAUUUUUUAUUACAAUGAUCACUUUCCGUUUUCCUAGUCGCUAAUAAAUUUUUGAAGUGCACUAAUGUACAUUACUAGGCCUCGUCCACACUUAACUCCGUUUCAGGAUAGAAAACAUGUUCUAUUUUUAGCUCUUUUGUUGGAUUGUGGUCUUCUAGCAAGCAGAUUGGACAAUAUCAUAAGCUCCGACUUCCCUUACCACUGAAAUGAUAUGUGUUACCAUCAGAUACAUGUAACUAACGAAAGCGAGGGUUUUACGUUAUACCGUGCGAAUUAGAACAACUCGCAGCUGCUAGAUUUGUUGCGUACGCAGCCACCAUUGGUUUCUCUCUCGCAUGGCUUUCAGGGUUUUCGAAGUCGUUCGCGUAGCUUGUCAGUUGCGUAGUUGGUUACGCGACUUCGUAAGACUGCGUAAACGCCAAGAGCGGAAAUCUCUGCUCGAUGCCCACGAUAAGAACUUUUAUAACACUUACUCUCAAGACAUUAACGCAUUCGGGGCUUGCUAGAGAUUCGCUUGAAUUUUUACUCCUCUUCCAGUAAUCCUAGUUACCUCCUUCCUUCAGGUCGGGAGAGCGCGAGAAAUACGCGAGUACGCACGAAGUUGUCUCCUGCGAGUAGAGUUAACCUCGAAUUGGGGAGGGUGAAGGCGCGGGGUAUUAUGGCUGUAUAGGGGUUUUUGCUCUUAUUCUCCUUUCUAUAAUCUCCUCGCGUUUAACAAGCAUUUUCGCUUGCUGUACUUUCCCUGACAAAAACAAGGCACUAUUCAUUGUCUUAUAAGUUAAGCGUAGAAAGUGUAAUUCAAUGUCAGUUCUAUUUAUUUUCUUUUCCGCACAACAGAACACCUGCAAACCGCUGGCAAUAAGUUUCAAAUUACACACGCCAAAAUGUUUCUAGCCGUUUAAAAUACCCGCGACAUGUUCCUUAAAAUAAGUGAUAUUUGGCGACUGUUUCACUACACAGCUGUCAUUUUUUUGAUUGGCAUAUUGGGAUCAUUGUGUUUUUUGGGGUUAAAAAUACUUAGGUGACUUCUAUUUCCAGCAGACGUAGCUAUUGACAAAAAUUAAAAAAGCAUUUGAGGGUAAUUCUUCGCUGUAAACCUUUGCUAUUAAAACUAGGGCAUUUUUUUUUUAAUUUGUCUUCUAUGGAGAAGCGACAUGUGCAUUAAAAAUUAAAAGUGUACAAUAGCUGUCUGUGUAAGAUCUUCCUUUAUAAUUGUUAGGCUUGAAUAUGCGUCAUUUAAAUAUGACUAAUUCAAGAUUCCUACGUUAAUGUGAGAUCAGUCUAUGUUGCAGUCGGUUGUUGGUGACCUCAAUGCAUAAUUAUUGUCCGUUUGAUCUUCCCAUGCCGUUGCUAGGUUUGACUUUAGAUAAGACCCAUUCGAGGUUCCCAUGAUGAAUGUAAGAACUAUGCGACUGUGUACCUGUGUUGAAUUCUUCUAAUGGUGAUUACAAUGUGUCAUAAGUAUCUCUGUCACAUCUUCCUGUGUCGUUGCUAGGUUUUGAAUUUAGAUAUGACUUAUUCAAAAUUCUCGCAGAAUGAAGGCUCGGUGUUGCCGUCGGCUGUUGGUGAUUACCGUGCAUAGUCAUCAUCAUCAUCAUCGAUCCACCGAAGAGCUGUCGACCAUAAGAGGUCUCCAGCUGGCUCGGUUCUGGACAAUGCGCACGAUAUCAUUCUCUGAGAAAUGCUUAUUGGAGUCGAUCCAUUGCUGGAAUUGGCUAGAAACGGACAUAAUAACUGUCUCUAUAAGAUCUUCCUGUGUUCAGUGUUGCCAGGUUUUGAAUUUAGACAUGACUCCCUCAAACCCCCGCAAUGAAUGGAAAAAUUAUAUGUGUUGCAGUCGGCUAUUUGUGGCUACAGUGUACAAAGAGAGUCUGUAGGGUCUUCUUGUUUAUAUUGCAGUCGGCUAUUUGUGACUAGUCCAUUUCUGUGUUGACAUUGUUAACUUGGAGUAUUUCUCAGUCUUGUUUCCUUUCUGAGAGUCUGAUUCUCAGAGUACUAUCCCGAUAAAGUGGGUAGGUUCAUUUACACGAAAAUGUGCGCGCGCGAUAACCCCACACAGACAUCUUGGCCAUGUAUGCUCCCUGAUGAUUUGAGUUUGUCACUCCUUUUCCUCAGAUACUGUAUGUCGGUGUAACCUGUUGCAAGCUUUCAGGUAGUCGGCACCAGCCAUUUAUAUGUUUUUGCUUCGUGAUUGGUAAUAGCUCUCUUCUGUUCAUCUUUUCUUUCCAGUGAAACUCUCCGCAAAGCCUACCUACAGCACAAGGCGUCGGAAAUCCGUUUCUAAGCCGAGGGUGUCCUCGAUAUUUACUCGGACCACUUCGGAGUCGCAGCUAUCAACCAAUAGUGACGUAACGCCCCCUUCGCCUGGUUCUUCGACCAACAGUUUUCCAUCAGUUACCGACUUUGAUGAGCAGAAUUCAGUUAUGAACGGAGAAAUUGAAAUGUAUAAUAACCAGCGUACAUUUUCCAUGAGUUCUACGGCUUCAGACUCGUCAGAAUCCGACUCAGGCGAGCUGUCCCCGAGAGAAAUUAAGCACAACAAGAGAACAUGGCCGCAGUUUUCCGGCGCAGACGAAAUGGCUAGAAGCAUUGUGCCGCCGGUAAAAGCUGUGUCUGGAGCAGCAACAAUUCGCAAACGUCUCUACGCAAGCAAACCUGGGAAAACGUUUGUGGCCAUCAGGGAUUAUAGACCUUUUAUGGCUGGAGAGUUGGCGCUAGAGAAAGGAGAUGAAGUUGAAGGUAGCGUUGCGUUAUUAAGGAUUUAAUUUUCACUGUGUUAAGAUAACAUGUUUUGAGUUUAAUUAUUUCACUCCAAGUACAAGUCUGGACGUGUUGUUUUCCUUAUUACGGUUUGAGAUGCUUUACGACCACGACUGUUGUUUUGUUUAAUGCUUAUCACUCGAGUGGAAAAAAGUGAUUGGUUUGUUAAGUUAAUGGACCAUAAAUUCCGUUUCUGGCUCAACGAAAGAUAUCGUUUCGAUGUGAUGUGUAGAUGUAGUCGUGAUGAAAUUUUAAUUUAAAGGUCAGACUAACUUGAUCCCUUGUAACACUAUCAAGUGAGUGCGGUGUAAGUUACGAAAGUGUAUUUUCUGUCGGCUUGUUUUUACAGUAGAAGCAUGUAGAGGCCCGGAAGCAGAAGUGUUCGCUGUUAACAGCAAGUUUCAUUUACUCAAACCUGUUAGUUGCCUUGUCUGCUGACAGCGAGCAGAAAAGAGACUUUCAUUAUUUUCUGGCUUAUGUAAAAUGUUUUUUUGAAGGUGUUAAUAAGCUGAAGUUAUUGUUUUAUGUUAUUUUAUUUUCUUAGUUUUUUGUUCUUUUCCCUUCACUUUCUGGUUGUGUGUAACAAUAUAAACUUCUUGUGAUUGCAGUAUUGUAUGUUGGGGAGAAAGGUUACUGGGAAGGCCGAGUGGGAAAUUCAACAGGCUGGUUUCAUCACUCAUAUGUGGAAGAAAAAAAGAAAGGUAAGUACGCGCCUACAGACACUCAAGUCAAUAAGUCAGGUGGAUUGAUAUUCUUAGUCUCAAAGGAGCGCUAAUCUCGCGACCUACUAAAACUGUUUUUAGGUGUUAAUUGAUAUUCCGUUUAGUCUCAAACGGAACUUGCUAAUUUCCCCCUAUUUUUCGUUUACCGUUUACCUACUAAAAAAAGUGUUUUUGCUAGUUUUGUCCACAAGAAUCGUUCUGGACCUUUUUAACAUUUCUAUUCUGAAUAUGUUUGCCGUUUGUCGACGGAUCUUCUAGGUUUUGAUUCGACGGAUCUUCUAGGUUUAGAUUUUUAUUUAGUCGUACGUCGAUAUUAUGUGUGAUUUGACGGUUUCGGCUCUCGCAUAUCUUGUAAUUUAUUGUCUGGACACAUUGUUUCUCGUGCAUUAUGAGUAAAGGCAAAGUAAGGCAAAGUAUAUUGGUUUUAUGAGUCCCGGAAUUUUUCUUGUCUGUCCUAGUACCAUUCAGUUCUCCUUGAGCAACUCUCACUGUUUGUUAUGUGGCAUCGCCGAUAAAUGUAGACUGCUUGCAGUCCGCCUUGUCUCGGCUCGCAUGCUUGAGUUUCGCGUGCAGUAAAAAUAAAAAAUAAAAUAAAAUAAAUGCACUCUAUUUGAGUGUCAAUGUAUUUAGCACGAAAGAAUACUAAUUGGGGACACAAUUUCUACGUCUCCUAAUGUACUGGAGACGGGACCGCCAUUUUACGUGGUCAUCGAACCUGCGACCUCCCGUUCUGCAGUAUUACGCUCUACCGACUGAGCUAACACUGCCGCAGUAACAUUGCAAACUAAAUGGACAACCUGUCAAUAUUUGCCAUUCCAAUGUAAAUUUACACAAAGAUCCGUUUCACAUCACGGAAGUGCUGCAAUGCUACAGUCAAGAAUAAAACUUUUUGCUCACUUUCGGUUUUGCAGGCUCCGGGAAACGUUUUAUUGGAUUUGUUAAAGGAGGUGCCCCCAGACAUCGUGAGCCUGUAAUCCUCUUGUUACAAAACUGUGAAACCAACGUAUCCUGCUCAUUCCAAUCGCAUGCAUUUUAAUUUAAAACUUGUUUUCUUUCUUGUUAUCAAAGCAGAUAAACCGAAGCUGUUUGGUCGUCCCACGUCUGGUUUAUGGCCUUCCAAAAGGUAGGGCUGACCUUUUAUUGCGACAUAGGUCGUAGUAGACAAAGUAGUUCCUAUCCACUUACAACGUUUCUUGUAAGACAUGAAAGGCGAGGUGCAUGUAAGAAAAGAUCCGAUCUCUAUAAAUUUGCUUUUUUUUUCUCCCUUUUUUUCAGAAGUGUUUGUUUGUUUGUUUGCGUUCCAGAGCGGGUAAAAUUAAAAGAAGAGGGAAAAAACAAACAAACAAAACAAAAAAACGACGACGACGGCGACAACAACUGGCCAGGGGGGCCGGCCAGGGGUUUUAUCUGCCUACACAUACUUGACACUCCUGACAAUGACAAAAAAAAUGGCCAUAAAAGACUUCCUUAUCUUGUUUUGUACAAUAAUUUUCUUGGUAACGGUGGGGGUAAAUGUGUGGCGAAGAAGGAAGAUAAUUGUUUUGAUAUAAAGGUCGUAACAGACUCAUAAGUCUACGUUCACUUUCAGUAUUUUUAAAUAUUUUCUCUUCAUUGAUUUUAUUUUAUUUUCAUUUAUUUUAUUCCUUUUUUGUUUUUAUUUUUAUUUUCAGUGAUACCAAUGGCAUAAAUCAUAUGGGUCUCAACAACAUACCUGAUCCUCCACGGCUGGUCACACUUCAAAGAAGUGCUGCCGGCUAUGGCUUUCAAAUGAGAGGAGCAAACUGUAAGUACCGCCUCCGUCCUAGGAAGUGAACUGCUCAGCGCUUGAAUAAAUAGUUUUUUUGGCCUUUUCUGCCUUAGAAAAGUGGCAGAUAUUUGCUUUCUUAAACCACGAUAAUUUAGUUGUCACGUGACAAGUGCCUUUCUCGCAAGGAGUGUCUUCUAAGUGAAGUGAAGAGCGGUGGAGUUUUACCUCAUCUUUCUUAAUAUUGCCUUUCAAUUUUAUCCUUUUUUCGAAUCUUAUUGUCCUUUGUCUUUGCGUAUUAUUGGUAUACUAUAGAAUUGUGUGAUAAUUAUUUUGAGAGGAUGGAAAAUGUUAUUUAUUUAUUCCAAGGAUAAAAGUAAACCACAACUCUUGCUGUAUUUCUAUUUUACUCUGUAGCUCAAGUGCCCCGUUUAAAUUUCGAGCCAACUCCUGAAUUUCCGGCUCUUCAAUAUUUUGGAGAACUAGAGAAAGGUGGUCAAGCAGAAAUGAAGGGUAUUAGAACUGGUGAUUUCAUUCUAGAGGUUAGUAGCCAAGUUGUCAACAUUUUUCCGCUCGCUUUUUUCAUCUCAGCGUGGUAAAUCUAGGCUAUGUAGGCAUGUAAAAGUUUGCAGGACAGCAGCGGGUUUUUCCCCCUGGGGGGUGGGGCGGUUCUCCAUUGUGUAACCUAUAUAGGUAUGCACCGCCCCUCCCCGCCCCACCCUAUCUGGUAGGGUUUUUGCGCCGUUUUGGUCUGAAAACGGGCAAUUUAAACGACUACUCAAAGAACUGUAAGGCACGGCAUUCGUGGAAAGCAGCUUUUUUAUUUAAAUAUUUUUAUUAUAUUAGUAUUAGGCAUUUUUAAAGCUGACGAAUUUUGUACCGUGGAUAAAUAAAGAUUAUCUAUCUAUCUAUCUAUCCACUUUGCCCAUUUUGCUCUGGAAUCGGGUAUAGGGUUUGAGGGAACUACGGGAGUGUAUGAACGAAUUUAUCGCUUCAAUUUUAAAUGAGUAAGAAGGAAAGAGAAAUACCUUACUUGUUUUAAAAUUCGCGUCGUACUCAUUAUCGCUCAGCUUGAAUUUCGCGCACCUUGUUAAAACUUAUUCACGCAAGUAAUUUUCCGUGUUCGUUCUUUUUGGUUUGUUUAAUAGAACUGUCAACAAUUAACGCAUUUAUAAUGAGUGUUUUUUAUCAACAAAUACUACAAUAUUUCUCAAAACCUAAUCUAAAAGCGAUUAGGUGGCUCUCAAAAAAUGCCUUCGAAACUAUGUAAAUUACGUAAUGUGAGCAAAAUUCAACUUAAAACAUAUGUCAAAUGUCUAUAUGCGUUAAUAAAUCAACUGAUUUGCAUUAUUAACAGGGAGUGUCUCAUAUUACACCAUGAAGCUUUUCGCGCGGCUUAUAAUUCGCGCAGUACUAAAAUUGGCGCACCCAGCGCUGCGCGAAUUCUAGUAUUACGCGAAUUUUCAUACAACUAAGGUAUGCGCAUUCGAAAUGGAUUUGAAGAAUUUUUUUCUUUGCGCUCCAAUCUUAGUUAUGAUAACAUUUAUUUCUUCCUAAAGGCCAGGUCUGAAAACGGGUAUGGAUUUUAUGGGUCAGGUCUAAAAAAACGGGUGUGGAAAAUGACAUUUUUGGGUCUGAAAUAGGGUCAAGGUUUGGAGGACCGGGUGGCACAACCCCCACCAAGAAUUCCCAGGAGUACCCCCCCCCCCGGCUUUUUUCUUUGUAUCCUUUUCACUCAGUCGACGAGACUGAACCUGUACAUUGAAAUCGAAAGUAAGCGCUGUUUUCAGAUACAGCAGAAAAUAGCACAAAGAUCGGCGAUAGGUUUCUUAUUUCCAAACCGAAUUGUUUCAGGUUAACAGCGAGGAUGUUACCGCUGCAACUCAUGGCCACGUGGUGGAUCUUAUAAAAAAGAGUGGUGAAUCAGUUACUCUAAAAAUAGUAACGGUAACCAAGGAGACAAGUCCUUCCAUUAACGGAAUAGACCAUGUGAACGGGCAAGGUAGAGUACAUUCUAUCAGCAGUUAUUGUAAGCGUUAAAUUUUGUGCUCAGACCUGAAGUUUUUUAACAAAAAGGAAUUGCGUGAGGAGCUAAGAGCAAAAGUAGAGGCUUGACCUACAGCUGACCAGAAUUUGGUAUGCUCCCACUUUCUGCAUUUUUUUCUUAACCAAACUCGAAUAUCGUUUUACACUCCUCCACUUUGUACCUCACUACUCAAUAGGCCAUUCCCGAGUUCCAAAAACUCUCAGUAAUUGCAAAACCUUUGUUGUGGAAAUUUGCAUGAGAAUAAAAGUCAGUUUUAUAUCAAUGGCUCCGCACUUAGAGGUAACUCGGAAGUGGCCUAUUUCUAAUUCACACCAUGCACUUUUGGUUUAUUAAAUUUCAGAAGUAAAACGCCUUGUUUAAAACUUGGCAAGAGUUGGUGGGUCUAUCGAACCAAAGAAAGAAAAGAACAAAACAAGGCGCGGGAUCACGCUGCUCAAACUGUUAAACCAGGGCGCUUUAGAAACUAACUGUGAAUCACUUGAACGCCAGCGCUUAAAGAAAAGGGCCUCAGGAAGUGGUCCAUUAUUUUUCGUAAACUUCGUCUUUAAAAAAAGAGGAGAGAAGAAGAAGCCUUUAUUGCCGUGGUUACCCACUGAACGACCCGCCGCCAUUUUUUUGUCUGGUUUGUCUGUAGUACUGGGAUCUUCCCACGAAAACAGGUCAUAUGGUGUUAGGAUCUUCCUCGUACUAGGAACCUCCUGCCUCUCAGCUAGGAAGAACAACCCUUUGCAUGUAACAGUGAAUACAGAAAGCAUUUGGAUGAUCCACCUUCUGGGAUCUUCCACAGGGUGUCCCAAAAGUUCGUUCCUCUACUUUAUAAGUCUGUAUUUCAGUAAGUAAGCAAAUCGUUUGAACAAGUGUCUUUCAGUCUAAUUCACUAUUUCAUACUUAGAGAUAUACAUAAUUAUUGUAUAGAAGACAGGAUGAGGCUUAACCCAAAAAAAUGUAAGGAGAUUGUUGUGAACUUUAUGGGAAAUCCGAACACGGUAAUGAGACCCCUGUAUAUAGGAAACCAAAUAGUAGAAAGCAUUUUAUCAUACAAAUUCCUUGGAGUAAUAAUUGAUGAGAACUUGAAAUGGAACUGCAACAACAGCUAAGGCAUCAAAGAAACUUUACGCCCUCGGACUAUUAAAGCGAGCUGGCGUGCAAGAACAAGACAUGUUGAAAGUCUUUAGAAGUAGUGUUAGACCGAUUUUAGAAUAUGCCGUGCAUGUGUGGCAAGACAUUCCUGACUAUCUGUCAGAUAGAAUAGAGUCCGUGCAAAAAAGGGCCUUUAUAAUCAUAUAUCCUAACAGUUCGCCCAGUCAAGCGUUGUCGUUAGUCAACGAAACUACACUCUCCAACAGACGCGAGCUCCUAUGUCGUAAAUUUAUGGCUGAGAUGACAGACACCCGUGACCACCCAUUAUCCUGCUUGGUGUCCACUGCUGUACAAAGAACUCAGUAAUCCUUAUAACCUUAGACCUGGUUCUUCUCGACCAUUCAAUAAGUUCACGAGAACUAGGAGAUCAGAGAACUUUUUACUUUCAGUUUAAAUGUUUGUCGUUUAUGUAUCCGUCAUGAUUAUCUUUUUGAGUAGUUUUGAAGUAGUAUAAUUCAUACAUAGCUUUAAUGUAGCAUUAUUAUUAUUUAUAACUGCUUGUUAAUUCAAGAGAGUGGAAUAAACGAUAUUUAUUUAUUUAUUUGUACUUGUUGUGUCAUCUUUUGACUUGAAUAUUCGAUUUGUGUGCUUCCGCGCCAAAGGUGCUCGUGCGCGAGUAUAUUUUCCAGCCCCAUAUUUUUUGUAUUCAGUAGCACGAAUUGCUCGAACUCCUUCCUUGUUUUUUGUGAAUAUAAUGAAAGAGAACACCCCCUUAACACAAAACCGUUCAGCUAUGUGAUGGCAUAAGCAUGUAUACCUCGAUGUACUGGCUUAUCGGUCGUAGAAACGGCUAAAAAAACUGGAAAAAUGCGAAUGUUGGGUGGUAAAAUGAUCGUUGAGAAAUGAAGGUUUUGAAGGCAAGAAACGAAGGGGAAGACCAAAAGUCCUGAAUAAAGCAGCUAAAAUAGUUUUAAGGAAGGCUAGAUACAAAAUAGGAGACUCGACGAGGAAGCCAAGUCCAGAAAGGGUCAUGAAAAGCGAAUGUUUUAAAAUUAGAGGCCCCUGCGAUGGCAAACAAAAAAAAAACCUCGGCUUAGUCUGCCAAGUAACGCUCAGCUCGUCUCAAAUUUGUAAAGAAGUACAAAAGCCUUGUUGUGGAAGGGAGCUGGGAUGAUUAUCUUUUUCGGAUGAAUGCAUAAAAUAUAUAUACAUAUAUUUUUUAGCUUCCUAAACUAAACAAAUAUUGUUUGAGGGUUGAACUGGCUGUUGCGCACCAGGUGAUAAAAAACCUCAAAAUGGAUCAUCUGACUCCAUGCCGCAACGGCUACAGAUUGUGCGAAAAAAAAGGCAUGCCAGUUCCUGAAAUUCUGAAUACAUGUAGUCGAUAGAGAAAUAAACAUCUUCGCGAAAUUUCAUGUUAAAGUAACGUUUGGCACAAAAGUUAUAGUGCUUGAAAUUAGAGUAACGAACUUUUGGGACACCUUGUAGUGCUAGGAUCUUCCUCCCCCCACUGUAAACAGCCCCUGUAUUGCAAGAAUGAUUAUGCACAACUUUGCUUACAUGUCAUACAUUGUGAUUUUGAAGGUUUCAGACACCCACCGCCUCCCCCUGACCGUGAUCCAUCUACAACACUGACACUUGGUCGCAUGAGUAGACUCUCGUCCAGUCGACCGUCGCUUUAUGGUUAGUAGCCAUCCUGUCAUUUUAUUCACUACAUCCGUAUUAGAAGCUCGUUCGUGAAUAGGGAAUGGCUGUAUAUAGCAAAUUAGAAAUGGAAAAGAGGCAAACGAGUCGUUCCGUUUUGCACGAACCAGGGACCGGUUGCAUAAAACGCCCGUAACAGUUACGGGUAUACGUACGUGUACUCGUAACUUAUUAAGUCAGUUGCAUUAACUCACUUACGUGGUCCACUUAGGGAUUUCACUUAAGUGGCUGCACUUACGAUUUUCGUAAGUAUCCACUUAAGUGUCAUGUAUGCAACGGAAAUUGCGGGUGUUGCAUAAAACCUUUUUUACGGGAAAAUUAAGACGUAAAUUUACGGCAGCUAUGUAGGUCCCGUAUCCCUGUUGUUUUUACUAAAGUUAACGAGAUCUUUUACUGAGAAGUAAAAGAAAAUGUUGUUUCUUUACGUAAUUCCGUUCUUAUGCGCUUUGUUAACCUCUGAUGUACAAUUUAAAGCCGUCGUUAAGAAAAAAGAACAACAACAAACAUUUCCAGUGGAUAUUGAAGUAAAAUAACGCUUUCAUGUAAACUUUGUUUACAUGAAACCCUGGGCCCGUUUGCAUAAAACCUGCACUUAAGUGCCCACUUAAGUUCGUCGCUUACGAAUCCGGUAUGGGUACACGUACGGGUGUUGCAUGGAACACACUUAGCACUCUAGUAAUUUAUUGUUUUACGUGGUAACUUGCGGGCUCACUUAAGGGCACACGUAACUUUGAUGUAGUACUUUAUUAGAAUGACUCAUUCUAUUUUUUAAGCUAACCAUUGGUGAAAGUAAAGAAAGUGUCUAGUCGUUUCUAACACUUGUAAGUCUCUCAUUGAAAUAAAAUUUGCAUGCAAUCCUUAUUUUACUUCAAUAUCUACCGAAAUGAUUAUUCUUCUUCUUUUUUCUCAACGACGGCUUUAGAGUGUACAUUGGAGGUUAAUAAAGUGCGUAAGAACUAAUUAAGUAAAGAGAAAGCUAUUUUCUUUUCACUUCUCAGUAAUAGAUCUCUUUAAUUUUAGUAAUAACAGUAAGGAUACGGGAUCUACAUAGGUCCCCUAAAUUUACAUGCUGUUUUUCCCGUAAAAAACGUCUUAUACAACACCCGCAAUUUCUGUUCCAUAAACGACACUUAAGUGAACACUUACGAAAAUCGUACGUGCAGCCACUUAAGUGAAUUUCCUAAGUGGACCACGUAAAUGAUUUAAUGCAACUCGCUUAAGUUACGAGUGCACGUACGUAUAGCCGUAGUUGUUACGGGCGUUUUAUGCAACCGGGCCCAGGGAACCGGGUUGCAUGCCGCAUGACCGCAUUGACCGCAUGCUGGAAUACAAUAACUGCUAUUCCGUCGAUUUUUCAUUCUUCACAGCCAAUUUGGGUCAAUAAUUAUCAGUUAAUUAACAAAUAGUAGGUUCUAUGUUUUCGCACGCCUGCUCAGUAGCAACAGGACGAAAACGUCAGUUGACGACGGCAAAACGCGCGGAAAGGACUAAAACACGUCUUCCGGUGCCGAAUUUGCCGUUGUGCCAUUGGUCAAGCUAGCUGUUUAAUUUGCGCGCGCCGUCGUCAACUGACGUUCGCGUUCUGUUGCUAAAUCAGCCUAUAUCGCAGAUGACGUCAAAAUGUGGUAAGGACAAAAACGUGGCCCUGUGACCGACCCGUGAAGAUUUGACAGUUUUGUUAUUGUUGCAUGGGCGUGCGCAUUUCUGGUAGUCUGAAAAAACCCAACCCACCCCCGCCCCCAAGGGCCCUAUUGAUAUCCUUGACUUGACACAUUUAUGAGCUUCUUUUCUGGUAGCUUUCUUGUAGUUCGUGUCAAGAGAAUAUAAGAGAGUAUAAGGGCCUGUUUACAUGGGAGAAGGAGACCCCAGGUAGGUGAGUUAACCCGCCUGUCCAUAUAAAAUCUCAUUUUAAUUUGAUCAUGUUUACAUGAUAGGUGGGAUGACCAUUUUGAGAGGUUAUACGAACAGGCGGGUUACCCCACCUAAGUGGGCUACCUCACCUAUCUGGGGUCCCCCACCUCCGUGUUACCAGGCCCUUAAAACCUAAAUUUGCCCUCGGAUGAGUAGUCUUGUCAUUAGAUUUCACCAUCUUAGGUAGCUGUACAUUUCGGAGCCGAGAACCAAUUGUUUAUCAGUUUGGCGUUGUGUGUAUACCCUCUGUUUUGAAUGAAGUUGAUUAUUAUUGUUUGUUUCUUUUUUCUACAGAAAUGAGUAUGGGCGACAGCAGCUACGAAGACCCCUCUUCCUACCGAGUAGACAGCGUCAUUACAGUGUCAAAAGAGAACCGCUGGUCUACUCUUCAGCGACAGAAGCCUCACUCUCGUAGACCGGUUGGUGUACAGCUAAAAGCCCAAAACAUAAACAAGCUGCGCGGAAAGUCAACCACUGACCUCAGUACAGGGAGGGCUCCUUUUGGUGAGAGAGCGCAUUCAAUGCAGAGCGUCGUGCCUCCAACGUACGACGCAGUGUUAAACAAGCGCCCUGUCUCAACUGUCAUCCCUGUGGCCACCCCACAUGUUCCUGGUGACCUGAGGAUCCCGCGCUCUAUGUCCAUCGAUAAUGGCUCUCUUUCAAAACAUCCUUCGACCUACAAAUCAACACCGAAUUUAGACAAAACUGUUAACCACGCUGAUGGCAUGAACGGGUAUGGCUCUCUUCCGCAUGAGGCGGAUCGUAGCAUGGCAUAUAAUAGACCAUUCAGUUACGUUGGACCAGAUUCACCUGUGCCAAGCGGUAACGAACUUCAAACAGUUGUAGCCACCGUCGUAGGAGCGGACUCAUCCCAAAGUAAAUCCGAGCUAACAGUUGUGGCAACGCCUGUAGAGGUGUUCGAAACGGGCACAGGAGCUCAAACAAGCUUACCCCGGCCUCCGGAGAAACCCCCUGUGCCGCGAAAACCUAGUUUAUCUGAUGCCUUGCAGGAAGCAGUGGCCGCUCGAGCCGAGCGGAUGAGUCAGCAGUCCUCGGACACGGAAAUGGAACCUGUUCAAAGGAGUAGGAAAUAUUCGGCUCCGGAUAGUGUUGAUUCUUCGUUCAGAUUAACGGAACGCAAGGAAAGGAGAUCUAGUGCUCCGACAAAAGCCAAUCCCCGGAAGAAGUUGGAAGCGUCGGAGAAGGUUCGUACGGAAAUAAUGAGCUCUCUCGAAGAGACAUUCAUUGAAGAAGAGAGCGGGUGUAAAUCACCGUUAAAGAACGGACGGUUUGAUUUUGACACACGCUCGCCCAAAAAACCUAUAAGUGACAGAGAAAAGACGCUUAUAAAUUCACAAACGGUCAGCUCUUCCUCGAAAGUUGAACGUAACGAUUCGGAAAAGGACGGGCUUGGCUUGGCUUCGUCAAAUGUUGUCUAUAGUCGCAGCACAAACCCAACCUCCCAGACACGCGACAUGAACAGACAGUUCUCGCUUGAUUCCUCCGAGGCUAAACGUCAAACGACUUUAUUAAAAAGUGACAAGCUAGAGAGGCAGAUGUCAGAACCAGUUAGUGUUGAGCGCAUCGUUAGCAGUAAUGCAGUGCUCGCUGCACCUACACCACCCCCACCCCCUCCGUCUCAGAUCCAGCUUAGCGCCCUUGCUAGCUCAACCAGUAGCCCGGUUCCACCCCCGCCACCAGUGACUCUUCCAAUUACAGCGAAAAAGGACACUCCUGGGACACCUGCUACCACUGGAUUAAUCACAACGGAUGCGUUGGCCGCGAGUAAAUUAAAGCUUAAAUCAGCGGUGAAAGACGACAGCAAUGUUUCCAAGGCUGAAUCACCAGUAAGAAAGCAUCCCGCACCGGCGGGUCCUGGUGACUCACGAAAUUUGGCCGAUGAACACAGCAAUCUUCUGGCCAAGGCUAUUGCUGCGCGCGCAGCUCGCAUUUCAGCCCAGCCUCAUUCAGAUACUGAGUUGAGUGUGACGUCAUCUACCUUGCAAAGGGUAAACAAAGCUGGUGUCGAGAGACGGCCCAGUUCUUCUGAAAAGACUCUUAACCAAGGAUUAAAUCUGGAGGCAAGAGGCGUAAAUUCUCGUGGAAAGCCUUCGCCUCCUGUAGCGCCCAAGAAACGUUUUACGUCACCGGAUUUGAGGCAUAGCGCACACGGGAGAGAAACGGGUCGUAGCGUUCCUUUCGACGUUCCUGCUCCAGUGUUGUCCGAGGAGGACAGAACUGUAAUGUUAUUAGAUGAAGUGAUUCGGAAGGAAGCGGAGAGCGAAAACUGGAGUUUGAAUUCUUGGAAUAGUGGCAGUGACUCGAGCUCAGACGUUUUUGUUCCUCCUGCACCUGUAUGGCCUGCAGAUCAUCAAGAGAAGGUUGAAAAUGCGUCCCCUAAGGCAUGGUACGAGAGUAGCUCACAGUCUCAGUUGGAGGAGAGCAUUCCGAAAGCGUCUGAAACUGAAAAGUUUAACAAGACUAUUACGACCAAGAAAGGCUUUAAAAUUCAGCUGACUUUCGAGACAAAGAAGCCCGCGGAAUCGCCGAACCCAACGAGAACUUCUCCCCAAACUGACUACAAUGAUAUUGAUCCCAUUGAACCUGUCAAAAUAAAUAUAGCCGAUUCUACUGUGAGAAAAGGCACGCCCGAAAACGUGCCUCUUAAAAAGGAAGGAAACGUGCAAGAAACCGAUACUGUAUCGAACACUGUUGUACUAGUGAAUUCGGAUAACGGGGAUAACAGCGUUGGAUUACCUCCGCCACUGUCAUUUACAGAUGCCGAUGAACCAUACACGGCAUUAGAUUCCCCUCCGCUACCUCCCCCACCAGAGUUUUCCCCAAGGGAGCCCAAGGUGUCUUUAAAUACCCCAGAAGAAGAUAACGCCGACAGUACACCAUCAUCUGCAAGAAGCGACGAUAGCGAUAAGGUAAAGUAAUUGUUUUAAAACGCUUGCCGCGAGUCCGAACUUUUCCAAAAAAAGGGGGGGGGAUCAUUUGUUUAAAAUAAUGUACAGAGGACAUUACAUGGCCGCACGAAGAUACGAAAUUUCUCUUCUCUUGUUGAACAAUUUCACUGGUUCGCCGGCUCAUUUGUGAAAUGUUUUUCAACACGAGAAGAGAAAUUUCGUAUCUCCGCAGGGCCAUGUAAUGUUCUAUUUAUUGAAUUAACACCAAUUAUAAAUACCAAACUAUUUCACUAAAAUAUUUUUUGGCUGCGUGAUCUUGACGUAUGAAUAUAGCGUGUUAUUUCCAUGUUUUCACGCGAAAACUCACUUGGUUUUUCACUGGUUUUUGUGUAAUUAAAUUGGGCUUAGAUCUAGUCGAGGAAUCUUGCUUAUUUAAAUAUGGUUAAUCUUGCUUGAAAUCGAGGGAGGGAGGCGAGCGAACUAUACUAUGGAGAUAGAUGUGGUUGAUAUCAUUGAAAUUGUUUUUCCCUUUCCAGGGUGCUGUCGGCUAUACAGACAUUUCGUCGAUAUUCAGUGGAUAUGCUAAGCCGAAGUGAGUAUACAUAGUCUGGCUUCUGUGCCGUAUUAUACUUUAAAACCUUGGUGUGAUCUUGAUCCCAUUUUAUUUAUUUAUUUAUUUAUUAAAUAAAUUCCAAGUUGAAAAAUAGGACUAUUUUGUUGUUUAAACACCUGUUACGUAUGACAUCUGUGAUAACAAUAUACAUUCUGAUAAAUAGAAAGCAUCAUCGUUUUUCUCACGAUGUGACUUGAGAUGUAGAUCGCAACGUCGCUUACUACUAGUAUUCAAUAUUGGAUAAAAUCGGCUGGUUAGCCUGUUCUCAUUUACAUCAGAUGGUCGUCUGUGAUUGGUUCAGUUUUGUGGAUAGAUCCCAUUUAGUUUUUGUGGGCAUUUCUACUGCACUGAAGUUCUUUUUCUCUGUCGGAUUUCUUUCAGGGAAUCUCAGAUGGAGAAGGCAGUGUUAGACUGGGACUGCAGUGACGUCUGUAACUGGCUGGAUUCUAUACAAAUGUCACAGUACAAGGAAACGUUCAUAGAGAACGACAUCCAAGGAAUUCAUCUGCCUGACCUUAAAAAGUCCGAACUGAGAGAGUUAGGUGUUAAAAGUUUGGGACAUAGAAUGACUCUAGAAAAUGCCAUAGCAAAACUUUCUCAACCUCUGGAAUCAAACUGUUGACGUUUACGGCUUGCUGUGUAGCUGCUUCAGUUUCCGCCAUGGUGCGAGAGCGCGCCGAUUUUCCACCACGAUCUCAGAAAGAAUACAAUGGUAUGAUGGGGAAGUGCAACUUAGAUAUUAAUGGUUUUUGUUGACAUGCUACACUCUAAGAAAAGAGACAAAUCAAAUUUGGCUUUCUGCGUUUUACUUCAGUCCACGUAAUGUUGGGAGAAUCCACAGAUUCUCAAAAAGACCAUUUGCUGUGGAGUGCUCAAACAAAGAUAUUAGAGAGAUUUAGAGUCACGGUUACGGCAAACGGCAAAAGUGAGAUUCAAAACAGGAAAUGAGCAGCUAAAAACAGCUCAAAACAAUUCUUAUGGAUAGAACUGGCGUGAUUCUACCGAUGUUCGUGUAGUUAUAAUGACAGUGAACGGCAAGCAAAAGGAAAAUCUUGGUCACGUGGUACAAACUUACGUUUGUCGUUUGCCGUAAACGUGACUCUAAAUCCGGUCUAUUAAUGUUUUUGUCGACAGUCUACAAUGAGAAAAGAAACGAAUCAAAUUCGUCGGUUGCCGCAAACUUUGAAUAUGUCAUUGUAUCUAUUUAGGAUCGCCUUUUAUCAUGGCACUAGCACGCAUGCGUUUCAUGUUAUUCAUUCCAACACUGAUAAACAUACUUUUUUUAAGUAUACGCGUUGGUUCAAUUUUUCCCUUGUUUCAAAAUCAUGAUCAACAAUUAGUAUACACAAUAAAAGGAAGAUAAAGGUUUCACCAAGGAGAAAUUCGAACCAUUGCUUAUACAUUUGUAUCACAAUCCUGCGGGAUUCAUUAGACUCUCGUACUUUUACUAUACACAAUCUUUAGCGCAAAAAGUGCGCGGUUGUGAGUGAGAAGCUGCGAGGAACGAAGGCGGAGGACCGAGAAUAAUAGAAAUACUUAUACACUCUUUCUUGUUUUCUGGGUUGCUCACCUCGCUCCUUCUGGCUUUUGCCUUUACGUCUUUUAUUGCUUUAUAUCGAUCCGAUGAAAAAAAACAUGCAUGAUUGCUCGUAGUCUAAGUAUACAGUAAUUGGGAAAAAGUCAGUUUUUCUGGGAAUUUAAUAUGGUCCGGAAAGCAAACAAUAAUAAAUAAUGUGGUUGGGAACUUUAACAAUGAAUAUCACAGUCAUCCACAAGAUAGUUUGUGUGAAGUGUUGUAAAAUGGCCGCACUUACUAAAACCCGGAACACUAGACACACUAGAACACGUGAAAGGAAUAAAACAAACAGAAAGAGCAGUUAACAAGGAUUAGGGGGUAGGUCUCUCUCUUUUUCAUUCUAUCUCUUGCCGGGUCUUACGAGUGCUGGAGGGUAUUCCGGGUUCUUCCGGUGUUCCGGGUUUUUAGUGCGUACCUAAAGUGACAACGUGUGUAAUCGACAUAUACGUCAAAGAGAGAAAAAUGUUGCUAAAUUUAUUUCUAAGAAAUGUGGCAUCUAAAGCAAGCAGUUUUGAAUCUCACUUCACAGAAUUUAAAUGUUAAUUAAGUUAAAUAUUCAUGUAUCCUCGCAUUCGUCGUUUAUCGAACCGUGGCGAACAGAAAUUGUAGGCAUAGGGAAUGUGUAUAGUAUUUUUGUAUUUAUCGCUUGACCCAAGGUAAAUUAGCAGUGUGUUCAAGAAAUAGAAGCUGCAUUUGCCAACUAUGUGUAGUCUACAAGGGGGAAACGUCCAUGCCAUAUGACAUGUUGUAGCAAAUUUAAGAACCAUCAUGAUUAAGUUCAACCAAAAGUGUCGGCCUUUUAUAGUAAUGGUAGUCCCAUAUUUUUCGUCGAGUAUUCAGAUUGUCGUCAGUUUAUAAUCAUUUUAGUGGUCAUUGUCCUUUCCUUAAUUGAUUGUAUACGUUUUAAAUCGAUUUUGAAAACAAAUAAGAGGUGUAGUUUCUUUUUCAGCCUCUUUUAACAAAUUAGCAGUUGAAGUUAGUCAGUAAUUACAAUGAAACUGCUUUUUGAUAGACUUAACAAUCAUUUAUUUUUGCAUGUAAUAAAGGCCUACCUUUUCAAGUUGUUAGCUGCCUGUUGUUAGUUUGAUUGCCCUUUGUGUUGUGUC